Tachyglossus aculeatus (Australian echidna) is the source of this 1504-nucleotide messenger RNA. RefSeq names its product coiled-coil domain containing 24 (gene CCDC24). The transcript has 8 exons. NCBI's taxonomy places the organism in Eukaryota, Metazoa, Chordata, Mammalia, Monotremata, Tachyglossidae. The coding region runs from base 183 to 1295 and encodes 370 amino acids. The record is from RefSeq and is a predicted model, not a curated record.
CGGGCGCCGGCCCUGUCCCCCCUGUGCGCGGUUCCCCCGCCUCCGGCCUUGCUGGGGGACGGGGGGCUCCCGGAGGCCCAUCUCCAAGGCUCCUGAUCCCUGGCAACGCCCCCCAGCCGGACUGUGUAGGCCUCAGUUUCCCCACUCCGCCAGGGGGGAGCGAGCAGCAGGACUGUCCGGCCAUGCGCCGCGCCCCCCUGGCCGCCCCCCAGCCCAGCCCCUCCGUGUGGGACCUGGUGAAGGACCACGUGCCUCCCUCCGAGAGGGCCGAGGUGAAGACGAUCCUGGGAGAAGCCGCCGUGGACCUCAACCUGGAGCUGAGGGCAGAGGCCCCACGCAUCUUUAUUCAGGUGGAGACACUGCUGGAGCUGUUGGAGGAGGAGCGCUCUGCCCAGCCGGCCCGCCCCCCACCCCCCUGCACCCUUCUGGCCCCCUCACCACUGGUCAGGGAUAUUGUGAAGCAAGAGCUGUUUCUGCUGCUGGACAGUCUCCGCCGUAAGGCCACCCAGGAUGGCAGAGACGGGGAGGACGUCCUGGCCCAGUACAGCCCGCGGGUGGUGCGCUUUGCCCUAGGGCUGGGCCCUGAAGCCGAUGCCAAGGGUGAUGAGGGGAGACCGGAGAUGCCCGCUCUGCAGAAUGCAGCCAUUGGCAACGAGCACAGCACUUGGGACCUCGAUUCCAUUAAGGAUAAGCUCAACUUGUCCGGCAUUGACCAGGUCGUGCAACAUUUGCGAGGCCUCUUGGAGGCGGAGAGUCAGGCCCUUGAACGAGACAUCUCUGUCCUGCAGUGCUGCUUGGAAGAGGCUCACAACUGGCCCCCAGAGACCCCAACUACGGCCCCUGAGCCCACCUUAGCAGAGCUGAAAGAGGAGAAGAGAGCCAUGGAACGGGCCCUGUGUGGCAAGACCCAUCCCUCAGCCCUUCAGAAGAUGCAGCCCCCGGCCACCUGUGAGCUGUGGGGCAGGCCUGAGGCAUCCAGGAACGUUGCUGGUGCAGGAGAAACCCCUCAGGGUCCCAACCGCAGACCCAGGGGCCAAGGAGGUGCCCCUCCGCUCCCCACUUCCUUAGGCAGCACCCUUGGGCUCCUCCUCCAGCCCACAGGGCCAUUCCCGCUGGCCCCCUGCCCCCCCAAGAGCCCCUCCCCACAUCCCCCGGCUCCACAUUUCCAGGCCAGGCUGCCCCUGCAACCCGGCCCACCCUGCAACUGGGGGCGAUGGGGGCGGCGGCUGCAGCCGCGUAAUGUAGGGGAAGGGCUGCCCCAGCUGCUUAGUGCUGUGCCCCUGGCUCCAUCCUGAAAGGGGACAGACUCCCACCUCCCACCUGCAAUCCCCGACUCAGGCCUCGACCUCCAGCGGAGCUGACCUGGGGUUGGGGGCCGGGGGGUGCAGCUUCCCAGUGGAUUGGGCCUGGCCUGUCAAAGGUCCCAAGUCUGUCCUGGUGAGUCAUCUGUCAUGGGAACACAGGUAGGGAUGGCCAUUUCCAUAGAAUAAAGCCCCAGGGGACC